AUGAGCAGUCGCAGAUUCGCGCACGCAGCGGCGAUGGAGGGCCCUGAGCCGCCCGCGGAUUCGCGCUACUCGUCUGGCGUCGCUCCGGAGCCCCAGCGCGGUGGCGGCGCGCCCUCGCGGCGAGGCCGCGGCGACUUUGGAAGAUCGGGCGCUCACGCCUUCUCGAAGGAUGCCGCCGCCUCCUUCGCUUCCUCGCGCAAUGGACCGUCCUCGACGCCGGCGCCCGGCCCGCAGACUGCGUAUCCCUCUGGACGCCCUGGGCCUCCUUCGCAGCCCCGCCGCCAGGCCUCUACCGCCCCGCAUGCAGUUCCCUCGUCUCCUCUCUGCGGGUCGCCGGCUGCUCCGGUCCCCGCUGCGGCCUUCGCGUCUGUGCGGGACCAGCCCGACUCGGUCGACAAGCUAUUCGGGGGCAUGGGAAAUCCGCAGUUCAACAAAUACAUCGUCGACGACGAGAACCUGCUGCAUUUCUACGGCAUCCGACAAGCGGUGCUUCGGCCGGUCGUCCACGAGGACUGCUCUCGAGGCGGGGCGUCUGCGACGCCGUCGCCCUCGCCGCCAAAGAAUGCGCGACGCGGCAAAGAGUCGAAUCAGAAUCAGUUCUUCAAAGCGUCCCUCUCCUGGACCAUCGCGGGCAAUCGAAAGAUCCAAACGGAGGGCAUUGGCAGGUCGAAGAAAGAUGCAAAGAAGGAAGCCGUCAAGGCACUCCUCGGCCAACUCGGGCCUGUCACGCUCCACGAGUAUGAACAAGUGACGAGGUGUCUCUUCGCGUCGCUUAGGGGCAAGAUACACGGCAAACAAGCGUCGUUCCCAGGAGGCAACGAACACCGAUUUAUGUGGACCUUCAUGUCGGGCGGCGAAGAAGUGAGGAUCGAGUCAACGGGCCGAGGAAACAGCUCGUGCGAGGCAGAGAUCGCCGCCAUGCAAGACAUGUACCUCAAAGUGCUGAAGUACAAAGACUGCCAGACUGAGGAGCGCGAGAAGAUCAAUCGACAGGUGACUCAAGCCCGCCAGCAGCAGGCAGCUGAAACUCGCGGGAAAGGAAACCACGGCGCACACUUGUCCAAGCAAGACGCUGGAGAAAUCAAUCAGCAGCACCACAACCUGACCACAAGAAACCAAAUCAAACCCACAGAGACGAUCGCGGUGUCUGCGGAGGGCUACCGCUGCAAUCUGGAGUGGCGAUGGACGGGGCGGGAUGGACGGAGCCGGACGCUUUCCGUCGUCGGCAUCGGGUCGUCGAAGCCGCUAGCGCGCGCCACUGCGGCUCUGCAGAUGAUGGCCGACGCUGGCUUCGUUGAGCACGUCGAGGCGCCGGACCGGCAGGCCGCUCGCAGCCUCUUGAAUCUCGUCGCAGAACGACCGGAAGGAAAAGUGUAUGUGGCCAAGGCCUGCGCGUUGCUUGAGGCGACUACCAGUGCCGUCUGGCGGCUGUUUCUCCCCACAGUGUGGCGCAUGGCCCUUGCAGAGAACGAACGAUCUCUCAUCGACGCACUCCUGCAAACGCUGAAGACCGUGACUGCGUCGGCCUCAGAUGAAGCCUCGCCGUCGCCUGCCAGUGGAAGUCGCGCGAUGCCGCCGGACGUCUGGGAGAUGCUGCUCGACGAAUGCACGGUGCUCACCAACUGCAAUUUCGGACAGGCUGUGUUGCACGAGCUAGGCGACGUGAAGCUGGAGCAGAGCUACUUCCCGUCCCCGCUGGCCAGGCAGUACUUCCAGAAUUAUCGCCUGAUGCUCGCGCUGGAGUGGCAAGCGCAACUGGCCGCAGGGAUCGAGGACCGGAAAGCUUACGGAGACAUGUUCGAAGGAAAGCACAUGGUUCUCAACUGCAAGUCCGCCGCCAUGCCUGUCUUCUCACUCGGUACCACUCUCAAAGCGGAAGACCGGGAGUUCCUCGCCAACGUGCAAUUCCGGGAAGAUGACUGCGUGCUGCUACGCCCCUUCGAGGAGCAGCGGAACUCCGAAGAUUCUUGGCGGAAGUGCUUCGUGGGCGUAGUGACGAGCGUGAAGAGCGACAGCGUGAACUUCAACGUCAACGUCCGACUCGCAUCAGGCGAGGGCGCCAAGCACGCGGCCAUCCUCACCUGCCGCCGAUUCAAGCUCUACUACCUCACCCCUGCGGUCACACACGAUCGGAUGGUGGAGGCGCUGCGGAGCCUCACCAUGCACAGAAUGCCCGUCUCGCACUCAACCUCCUCAUACGCCUUCACCCCUGAGAUUCGCUACUUGCUCCUCCACACCGGAGAGCCGCCGGCGAAGGACGUGGCUGGCCGUGGUCCGGUGCCGCUGUUGAGUGACGUGGAUCCUUCGCACUUCGAUCCGCUUCAUCGGCUGAACGAGCUCGCAGAUGCCCAGAUGUUUAGCGCGGCCUCGUUUGCCAAUCGCGACGAGGCGGCUGUCGUCGGAGCGUCCGCGCUGCAACACACAAAGAAACAGCGACUUCAGCAGUCUUACGUGGCUGCGAACAAUCCGCCUUCGCUCCUUCUUUCGCAAGUGGCCUUGCAAGCUCGGAAUCAACUGGCGUCAGAUAGGAACGAUUUCGGGACGCCCUCGCCGGAAACCGAUUUGACUGACGUCGUGCUGCCUACGGGUCUCCCUCUGACGCGGCCUCAGAAGGCGGCGUGCCUGUCGGCUCUCACCAACCGUCUCACGCUCGUUCAAGGGCCCCCCGGCACCGGGAAGACGCACGUCGCCUGCGCCAUCAUCGACGCGUGGCAGCGGAACGAUCCCUCGAAGAAAAUUCUCGCGGUUGCCGAUAGCAACGUUGCAGCGGAUAACCUGAUGGAGGGUCUGAGCGCCCGCGGAAUUCGCAGCGUGCGUGUGGGGAACGGCAGCGAGUCGGAUCUCCAGGAGGAGGCGAUUGCAGAUUUAGGCCGAUACCGCGACUACGUGCGCCUGAAGCAGAACGGCAUGUACGGGGAGGCGAAGACCGUUCGCAUGGCGCUCUUCAGAGAGGCGAUUCGCCGACAGCCCGUCAUCAUCGCGACGUGUGUGGGAAGCGGCCACGAGAUGUUUGACGAUCUCGUGUUUCCGCGAGUCAUCAUUGACGAGGGGGCCCAGGCGAUCGAGCCGUCGAACUUGAUUCCGCUUGCCCGCGGAUGUCGAAACUUUGUGUUGAUUGGAGACCACAAACAACUUCCGCCCACCAUUCUCUCUCCCGAGGCAGCUUCUCGAGGACUGGAUGUGUCGCUUUUGGAGCGUUUCGUGGGAAGCGGCAUCGCGCCCAUCCAACUUCUGGAUGAGCAGCGGCGCAUGCAUCCGUCCAUCGCCUACUUCCCGAACCUCCAGUUCUACGAUGGAAAAAUUCAAAGCAGAGACGUUGACGACCGAAAUCGACCGCCCGUCGCCGGCUUCCGCUGGCCUUCGCAGAACAGUCGCGUUUGCCUCGUUGACAUCUCAGCGGCGGGUCUCUCGGGCUCUGAGGCCUCUCAGGGCACUUCGAAAUACAGCGCAGCGGAAAUCGAUCCGAUCAUCGCGAUCCUGCAGUCGGUGGCGAAUGAGGGGAGCGUCUUGCCUUCUCAGAUUGGCGUCCUAACCCCGUACGACGCCCAAAAGGCUCGGCUACGGAAGGCCAUCAACGAAACGUUUGAGCCCCCGGCCUGCUACCAAAUUGAAGUGGACAGUGUGGACGGCUUUCAGGGUAAGGAAAAGGAUUUGAUUAUUUUCAGCGCGGUCAGGUCAAACGCCCGAGGCGAAAUCGGAUUCCUCCGAGACCCGCGCCGAAUGAAUGUGAUGCUCACCCGCGCGAAACGCGGCGUCAUUGUCGUCGGCGACCAGCUAACACUCUGGAACGACGCAACGAACUGGCGACCGUGGAUUCAAUGGGUUGGCAGCAUGCGCUCCAUCGUGCCGAUUACCCGGCUGAACGAUCAUCUGGACGCCCCUCGGUACGCGCUGCCUGCACAGGGCGCUCCGGGCGGGAACCUCCCGCGCUCCGCCUCCUUCGCCGCGCGGCAAGGCGCGGGAGCUGCGCGCGGCGGCGGCGCUGCCGGACAGGUUUUCGUUCCGCAGGGGUUUCAGUGCGACUUCCACACGACCGGCGCGAGUCAGUUCGAUCGGACCUUCGCUCAGUCGCAGAGCCCCGCCAAGAAGGCCGCGGAGGAAGAGGAGGAACGCGAGGUCAGACACAGAGGAAACCAAAGGGAAGGAGCGAGGCGAGGGAAGAGGUGGACGGACUGGACGGACUAG
Molecule: messenger RNA, 4185 nt
Organism: Neospora caninum
Lineage: Eukaryota; Apicomplexa; Conoidasida; Eucoccidiorida; Sarcocystidae
Product: putative ATP-dependent helicase
Exons: 27
Coding region: 1-4185 (1394 amino acids)
Biological process (GO): regulatory ncRNA-mediated post-transcriptional gene silencing
Cellular component (GO): P granule; cytosol
Molecular function (GO): helicase activity
Source: RefSeq, a predicted model, not a curated record